GACGAGUGCAAAAUGAAUCUAUAUUCGUGCCACAAAUUAGCCCAGUGUGUGAAUAUUCCUGGCUACUACGAUUGCAGAUGUGCCGCAGGCAAAGGAGGCGACGGGCGACAACAUUGUGGUGAGCCUGAGGUGAACUCUACCAGCACCUGUCCAAAUAAGACGGUUGAGCUAACUACAAUAGAUGGCAUUAUACAGUCAAAUAAGCGUGGAGAGCGGUACGAAAACAAUAUGGAUUGUCAGUGGAAUAUAACUUCAAAUGCAUGGGUGGAACUUACAUUCGAUCGUUUUGACACCGAGUUAUAUGACGAUUACCUAACUGUAUAUGAUGGCACAUCACUCUCCUCUCCGGAGAUUGGAAAAUUUAGUGGAUCCACGCGACCUCUUCCUCUCAUCAGCUUAUCAAAGAACCUUUACGUGAGGUUUACAACCGAUGCCGCCCAAAAUAAACAAUACAAGGGCUUUCGUGCAAAAUACCGAGGUAAGAUGUGUUGCAAUUUAACGGAAAAAUAUAUGUCUAAAAUAGCUAAACACUUUUGAUGAUGACUAGUGUGCUGCGCCUAUUUUUUCAAUAAUUAUGACCGAUAAUUGGGUACGCGCAUAAAAA
Molecule: messenger RNA, 604 nt
Organism: Orbicella faveolata
Lineage: Eukaryota; Metazoa; Cnidaria; Anthozoa; Scleractinia; Merulinidae
Product: tolloid-like protein 2
Source: RefSeq, a predicted model, not a curated record